AUGGCCAUUAAGUACGUUCUCAGUACAGAUAAGAAAUCUCUUUUUAAUUCCUGUAAGGACACUCGAGCUGUAUGUUUACCUGGCUGUGACAUCACUCCAGUGGCAGAGAAAGAGGUCAAACAUGAGUUUAGUUCCUGUCACUAUAAAGGGAGGAGCCACCAAGAUAUCAGUCAGCCCAAGCGUCGGUUAAACCACAAUGACAGCUUCAACUUCCUCAUUCAUCCUGAACGGCAUCUGUCUACUGUCCUCUUGACAGACAGGUGUCUGAAGUCAAUGUCUUUCAAUAAUGCAUCAGCAUUAGAAUCAGCAAUGGGAGACUGGAGGAUUGAACACAAUCAAACAGGUCAGUGUGCAGCACUGCUGUCUCCUGUCAUUGGCAGUCUGAAGCUUGUGUCUGGAGAUGGCACCAGUGUUGGUACAGUGAUGACACUGCAGUGCCCGUCCAGACACCGUGCAGUGAGCGGCAGUCACAUCUCCUGUGUGUGGAGCAGCAACAGCACACACUGGACUGGAGGCACUCCAGAGUGCAAACCUCUCUCUCGGUUUGAGGACGAGGGCUUCCGAUUGGCUCUUCUUAUAUCCUUCAUCAGCAUGGCCAUUGUUCUCUUCAUGAGCUUCAUCUUCAUCACUUUCUGUCUGGUCAGCAUCGUGAGGCGAGAAGAGAGGACAAAGAUGAAGAGGGUGAGAAAAAGGGAGGAGGCAGAGUUUUGGCAACAAAUAGAUAUUGAGGGACUGGAGCAGCAGACAGAGGGGUUCCACAAACACAAAACCAAAAACAACAACAACAACAACAACAGGACAGAGGAGAGAAACAGCACACAGGAUCAUCCACCACAGCGGACAAUCAAACAUUUACCUACAGUGAUCUGUACAUUCCCUGCAGGUGUCACCAGCAAUCCUCCAAUUCUCAGAACAUCCAACUCCCCCUAAAACCCAAUCCACCAACUGACAACCCCACAAACACACUCAUCACCCAUAUACCACAACAUUCCUCCAUUACCUCUCCACUGUAACAGAUGUGUGCUCACUGUGGAGGACAGACACUUCUGUGAAUGCCACUUAAAGACCAGCGUUUGAAUGGACAUCACUUAUUCAGUCAUCUAAGUGAGACGCCUCAUAAAGACUAAGGAGUCCCACAAGACCCUACUGAGAAUUAAAACUUUGUUUUUAUAAUUGCAAAUGUGUGUUGCUCAGCUGUGUUCAAUUUAUUGCUGUGUAUUAUUUACUCUACAUGAAAUAAUUAUUUCAUUAAUUCUGCCGUUGUUAUACAGCCUACAAGAUCAGUAUUUACUGUAUACUGCAUGCUAAUUUCUGAAAUAGUAUGCAAAGCAGUGAACAGUAGGCAACAGUGUCUUAAUGAAAUGUUUUAAUUGUUUUAUAUUGUUAUCCAUGACCUAUUCCUUUAACAUUAAAGAUGCAGAUAAAAUUGUUGCUUGUUUGGGUGGUAUCAUCAUUAAAUGUCAUAUGUAAGGGCACUCCAGAUAAUAUAAUGUAUGAGAGCUUGCUUUAAAAUGAACUCAAAAUAAAAAUGUCUA
Xyrauchen texanus (razorback sucker) is the source of this 1535-nucleotide messenger RNA. RefSeq lists its product as uncharacterized. The record is from RefSeq and is a predicted model, not a curated record. Gene Ontology annotation, cellular component: plasma membrane. NCBI's taxonomy places the organism in Eukaryota, Metazoa, Chordata, Actinopteri, Cypriniformes, Catostomidae. Bases 1 to 930 code for a protein of 309 amino acids. The transcript has 7 exons.